AUGGUCGUGAGGCUGAGGCGGACGUGGAGUUUGUUGGCCGCCGUGUUGUCAGCGCUGGGAGUGGUGUCAGUGUUGGUAUGUGUGGUGUAUUUCCUGCUGGUAUUUCCCGUCGCCGUCGGCACCACUGUAUUGGGCUAUCAGAUACUGUUCGGCCUAUUCCUGGCGUUUGUCACCAAUUUUGUGUUUUUAUUGCCGGUCUCCACAUCCGUCUGCGCUCUCAGACGAUUGGGUCUGUCCCUAUCGUACGCCAUAAUAAUCAGCGGACUUCUGGUCAAAGUGCUAAACACGUGGCGACUAAUGGUGAUUAAAAACAACCAUGCUCAACCAUUACGACUGUCAUCGCCCACAGCACUCGUAUUUAUAUCAUCGGGUUUGGUGUUCCUACAGCUCAUUCUGACCACUAUAUGGCUGUUCACAUAUCGACCCCAACCGGCCCUCUAUGACGGCCAGUGGCGCUGUUCAGCGCACCCGACGUUCCCGUUGUUUGAC
Molecule: messenger RNA, 489 nt
Organism: Medioppia subpectinata
Lineage: Eukaryota; Metazoa; Arthropoda; Arachnida; Sarcoptiformes; Oppiidae
Source: the annotation of a GenBank genome assembly